Cydia splendana is the source of this 2490-nucleotide messenger RNA. Its product is annotated as protein toll-like. The record is from RefSeq and is a predicted model, not a curated record. Gene Ontology annotation, cellular component: plasma membrane. The coding region runs from base 1 to 2490 and encodes 829 amino acids. Gene Ontology annotation, molecular function: protein binding; transmembrane signaling receptor activity. The transcript has 9 exons. Gene Ontology annotation, biological process: immune response; inflammatory response; toll-like receptor signaling pathway. Lineage: Eukaryota; Metazoa; Arthropoda; Insecta; Lepidoptera; Tortricidae.
AUGGGGAUCGUACAACAGUUCAAAUGGCCUGCGCUUCGUCUUAACCAGUUAGAAGCAGCCAAGCAGCAACUAUUAGUGGAAUGGGAUAUGGAGAAGAAAGCAUUGUCGAUAUGUUGCAACUGCCGUCCUGGUGAUCACGGGCUGGCGGUCGACGAUCCUGCCUUGCCGGCAAUGCCGAGACCCACAGUCAUAAAAACCUUAAAAUUUGUCGGUUGUUUAGUUCCAAACGUCUCGUACAACGAUGCAAUAAAAGCACUUAACAUUAAUUUUUCAUGUAACGAUUGUGAACUUACAUUGUCUGCAUUACCUGCGGAACCACGCCUGGAAGGCUACCAUCUGAAAGGACUGGUAAUAAAUAAGCUUAUAAUUACUGCAUUAUCCGAAAAUCCAGCCACGCGCCCUAAGAAGGAUUUUCUAAAUGAAUUGAAAGAAUUGAAAAAUCUAGAGCUUAAAGAAGGCGUGGAACUUGAGGAGGAGAUUCAAACACUUCUACCAAAAUCACUUGAAGCACUAUUGCUGUUUAACACUCAUCUGCUGCUGCCGCCUGUAAAUAUAACGGAAAAAUACAAGCCAAGUCACUGGCUGCAGCGGCUGCCCUCUUUGAAGUAUCUUAGUCUAGCGGAAAAAACCACUAAACUACUGAAAAGACCGGUGGUACUACCGCCACUAGCCUCUUUUCCGAAACUAACUACCUUGAUAUUGAUGGAUGUUUUGCUAGCACCAAUGCCUGAUAAUGCAAAAUGGCUGAAAGACUCGAAUCUGCAAAAUCUCAUGAUUAUGGAUUGUGGACUAGAAAAGCUGCCGCAUGAUUUCUUCAAAGGUGCCAAUAUAACUAGAAUUUACCUUAAGCACACAACAUUGGGAUCUUUGCCAGAUGACGUGUUUGCUCCUCUACAAUCAAGUUUACAUGAAUUAGACCUUUCAAACAAUCAAUUGAAAGGACAAGACCUGGUGGGCGCCGUACAGUCGCUGAAUCAGCUUAAGAUUCUGAAGGUCGACAACAACCCUCUGGGCUCGCUGUGUGGAUCUGACCCAUAUUAUUAUAAAGUUGAAUCAGGGUUGCCAAAGAAUCUGCGUCGCUUAGAACUGCGCAACACUAAUGCGACGCGAAUCUGUAGUGAUUGGACCGAGAAUGACUACCUCACUGAAAUAUAUCUGGACAAGAAUAACAUACAAUUUUUAUGGUACAGCAAUUUGAAAAUGAGACGCGCUGAGAAUAAGCCAGUAAAGAUAAGUUUGAAAAAUAAUGGCAACAACAAAAACCCAUUGAAAAUUUUCAUCAACAAAAGCGACUUCAACCAAUGUCGGCAUGAAAGUUUAUCUCAAAAUGGUGGAACUCGUAAGCGCGUUCAACUCAACCUAAUAACGAACUCGUUAGCAUGUGACUGCAAUGCGUACUGGUUUCGCAAGUUGCUGCGCGGUUGCUCGCUAUUUACGCCAGAGAAGUCUAUUCAUGUAAAUUGCACGAGGCCAUCCGGAGUAGCAGUGCCACUUGCCGACUACCGUGAAAGCUUAACUUGUUCUUACAGUGGUCCCUGUCCUACAGGAUGUUCGUGCGAAAAACGGCAGCCCGACAACGCGACGGUGGUGCGGUGUGCGGGUGCGUUGCCACCAGCUCUAAGCUGGCCGCCGGCUGCACCUGGCUACCCGGUAGCGUUGCACGUUGCGCCCGGGACACUGGCUGCUGUGCCGCGCCUCAAGCUCGUAGAACUGCAUGCCCCUAAUAACAAUAUAACCAACAUUGAUAAGGAGGACAUACCUGAUACCUUGCGUGUCCUCGACGUUCGCAACAACAGCAUUGCGCGCAUCACAUCGGCGGCAGCGAAGGCGCUCCUGAGUCUGAGCGAACAUGUCGGCUACAAGGUGUCGCUCGCCGGCAACCGGCUCGCCUGCAAGUGCGAAGACGAAUACGCGAUCGCGACGCUUCAACGUGCCAAGAUAACGGAUUGGAAUACGACGCAGUGUGUUGACCGUCACUAUGUUGUCGAUAAGAGGAAACUAUGUAAUGAUAAAAUGCUUCCGACAUUGCUGGGAAUCAUAGGCGCUUUGUUUAUUCUGACAUUAGCAGCACUAUUUCUUCUCUGUUUACGGCCGCGCAUUAAUCAGUUCCUCUUCAAUCACGGUCUAUGCUUAAAAUAUGUGCUGAAAGUUAAAGAUGACGCUGAUGAUCCUAUGAAAACACACGACGUGUUCAUAUCGUAUUCUCAUAAAGAUUUGGAGUUUGCCAAAAAAUUGAUUGAAAAACUUGAGAGCUACGGCCACUCCACCAUAGAACACUGCCGUGAUUGGCUUCCAGGAGAAUCUGUAAUUCAGCAGAUUACUGACUCCGUAAUUAGCGCACGGCGAACUCUGCUGCUUGUGUCCGAUAACUAUGCUGAAUCAAAGUGGGCUCUAGAAGAGUUCCAUGCCGCGCAUGCACAUGCUAUGGAGCACGGCUCAGCUCGAGUGAUAGCCCAAGUAGCACAGAUUAGCUGUAUAGCAGCCGCAUAA